GGACGGCAACGCACAUUCUGUUCCGUCAUCAGUAACUUCUUCAACUCCUGCGGGAGUGUUCCUCACCAAUGCUUCCUCUUCCAUUCUUGUGUCUUUCUCUUCUAUCUUCUGUUGUACAUGCCAGAAACUCUUCUUCGUCGAGGACGAAUCAACUAUCUCUGUCUUCCUACCAGCUAAGCUCAGGUCUGUCGUUAAGUCGCGACGAGAAAUGUCCGCCAUGUUUCAACUGCAUGUUACCAGCGUUUACCUGUGGGCAAUACGCAGAGUGCAACCCAUACGAUGGGCAGUGUAAAUGUCCUUCAGGAUGGAGUGGGAUCGAUUGUUUGACUCCUCAGUGUGACUCACUAGCGGAGGGAGAACAUCGAAGACCUCGAGAUCCUGGAACAAGUUGUCAAUGCAAGGAUGGAUGGGGUGGUAUCAAUUGUAAUGUCUGUAGGACGGACAACGCGUGUCAUGGCUUCCCAUUACACGGAGGAGUUCCAGACGAAGGCGAUGUACCUGCAGGCAACAUGACUUGCUACAAAGGAGGCGAAACGGUUUUCAACAAUCAUCAAAUGUGUGAUGUCACCAACCGAAAGAUUAUAGACCAAGUAGGAGCAGAUCGACCCGUUCAAGUUACGUUCUCGUGCGAUAACGAGGAUGCGACGUGUGCAUUCCAGUUUUGGGUGGCAGAAGUCGAGUCAUUCUACUGCGCGUUGGACGGCUGCUCAUCUCACGUGAAACAUGGUUACGAUACCAACAUAACCAGCUAUGAAUGCGAAAAACUCAAAUGCAGCUGCAUACCGGGUAGAUUCAUCUGUGGAGAAGACGGGAGUGUCGACAUCAGCGAUUUCUUGACAGAAGAGAUUAAAGGGCCUGCCAAAUUCAGUUGCAGGUCUGGGAAUGGGUGUCGUUUCGAGGAGGACGCCAUGAAUAGUUUGAUCAAUGAUGUUUUCGGGGAUCCUUAUAUCACCCUAGACUGUUUUGGAGGAGAAUGCCUCCACUAUUCCCAAGUUCCUGGCUACGUACGCCCUCCCAAACCCGACAAUACCAUUUGGGUUGCCAUUAGCUCAGCAGCUGCAUGUUUCGUUGUUUUUGUGGCCUCCGCAUUGAUAUGGUACCUGGGACGUGCCUCUGGGGGCGAUUUUGGGCCUAUUCAGCUUCCGGAGACGGAAGUCUCGCGUCUGAUGACAGACCAUGUUCCUGCGUCGUUGCACUUCUCCAACAUAUCAUACACUCUAGGAACCAAGAGAAUUAUAUCUGGUAUCACAGGAACUGUUAAACCGGGGCAGGUUAUGGCAAUUAUGGGAGCAUCCGGUGCUGGAAAAUCCACUCUACUUGACAUUCUCGCGCGGAAGAACAAGCGAGGGAACGUGACAGGAGUUACAUUGGUUAACGGGCGAGAAGUGAAGGACGAAGAGUUCAGAGCUGUCACGGGUUUUGUCGACCAAGAAGACACGCUGAUGCGCACAUUGACCGUUUAUGAGACGGUGCUUUACAGUGCUUUGUUGAGGUUGCCUAGGGAGAUGAGUUACGAGGCCAAGAAGUUUAGGACAUUGGAGACGAUGAACGAAUUGGGGAUUUUGGGUAUUAAGGAUAUGAGGAUCGGAGAGACCGGCAACCGGUCAAUAUCUGGUGGUGAAAAGCGACGUGUCUCUAUAGCUUGCGAGCUUGUCACCAGCCCAUCUAUCCUUUUUUUGGACGAGCCGACUAGUGGACUCGAUGCCUUCAAUGCUCACAACGUUGUAGAAUGUCUGGUUUCUCUUGCUCGGGAUUACAACCGCACAGUCGUUUUCACUAUCCAUCAACCACGGAGUAACAUUGUCGCUCUCUUUGACCAGCUCGUUGUCCUUGCGAUGGGGAAAACCGUAUAUUCUGGGGAAUUCUCGAAAUGUCAAGGAUACUUUGCAUCCAUCGACCGUCCUUGCCCUCCGGGGUUCAACAUUGCGGAUUAUCUCAUCGAUUUGACGGUCAAUGCCACGAUCUCCAGCCCCAUCAGCCAGCAAAGCACAACCUUAGAGCCACCUUCCCCAGCAGAUAUCACUAAUCUUGACGAUGAAGAACGUGCCGUAGGUAGCUCGCAGGCCCUUCCACUUGCGGUACGCUCGCAUCCAUCUCAGGAAGAUGCCAAUGACGCAUCAAGACCAGACUCGAUCGCUUCAUCAACAGGAGCCUACAUCAGGCGCAAGACUUCCCAGAUUCUUGAAUCUGUUACGAACAAUCAAUUUGGAGAAGCCUCUGUACCCCCGAAACUGGCACAGUUGGUGGACCUUUAUGAGAAAAGCAGUAUUGCUGCCGAGCUUACAGCUGAUAUCGAGAGGACUGUACGGGCUAAUGUUGGUCAGGGUAACAGCGAGAGAGAAACACGAGAUGUUGCCGUUGAGACAAGUCUUUUGAGGGGAAGAAAGCGAGCAACUUGGGGUACUCAGUUUAGGAUACUGAGUGGGAGAGCAUUCAAGAAUCUUUAUCGGGACCCUGCGUUGCUUAUGGUGCAUUAUACUUCUGCGAUCGCCCUUGCCCUGAUAUCAGGGUUCUUCUUCCGCAACGUGACAAUUGAUAUUGCUGGGUUCCAGAACAGGUUGGGGUUGUUCUUCUUUACUUUGGCGCUUUUCGGGUUCUCUUGUUUAUCAAGCCUGGGCCUCUUUGCGGGAGAGAGAAUUCUAUUUAUUCGCGAACGAUCGAAUGGAUAUUACUCUUCUUUCACCUACUUCUCAUCUAAGAUUCUGUUUGACAUACUGCCGCUACGGCUCGUCCCUCCAUUGAUCUUCGGUAGUAUCGUAUAUGGACUGGCAGGCCUCGUGCCGACUGUGACUGCCUUCUGGAAAUUCAUCCUUGUCCUCGUCAUGUUUAACCUGACUACUGCAACCUUCGUAUUAUGGCUUUCAAUUGCAUUUGCAAACACGAGUGUAGCCAGUCUUGUUGGUACACUGGUUAUGCUGUACAAUUUGUUAUUCACAGGAUUGCUCAUCAACCGAGAUACCGUUCCCAAAGCACUGCAGUUCUUGCACACGGUAUCCUUCUUUCAUGCAGCUUUUGAGGCUUUGGCUGUGAACGAGCUGAGAUAUCUGUCUUUGAAAGAAGUCAAGUAUGGCGUCGAGCUGGACGUUCCGGCAGCUACUAUCCUAUCCACGUUUGGAUUGCACGUUCAGUCCUUCUGGUGGCCAAACAUUUCAUUAUUGGGUAUCUUCUGUGCGGUUUUCACGGUCUGCAGUUUCUUCACCCUGCAUUACUUCGUGAAGGAGAAGCGUUAACGGGGCAGUGGUGCCUACUUAACUCCCGUCACGAACUUUACCAUUUUGUAUCCCUGUUCGAUACACACACGCCACUAGUUUCCUUUCCCCCAAAUCUUCGCGCGAACCCCACGAUCAUUUGUUGUAAAAUAUAUAUUUUCUUGGAAUCGGUUCCUCGCAAACUGCUUUCGGGGUCCUCAAUGACUCUCCCUGUGAACUUUCGCACCCUUUUUUCCCGUCGUCUCUCCUUAUGGGGAUCGUUCUAUCUGAGCUUUCUGAUCCAGAUCUAAUUGUUUACGCGUACUAAAAUACAUGGUUUAUCUUAUUGUCUUUUUUUUCUCUAGGCGG
Molecule: messenger RNA, 3557 nt
Organism: Marasmius oreades (fairy-ring Marasmius)
Lineage: Eukaryota; Fungi; Basidiomycota; Agaricomycetes; Agaricales; Marasmiaceae
Exons: 20
Coding region: 69-3230 (1053 amino acids)
Cellular component (GO): membrane
Molecular function (GO): ATP binding; ABC-type transporter activity; ATP hydrolysis activity
Source: RefSeq, a predicted model, not a curated record